Messenger RNA from Zasmidium cellare ATCC 36951, 801 nucleotides. RefSeq lists its product as uncharacterized. Gene Ontology annotation, molecular function: protein binding. The transcript has a single exon. NCBI's taxonomy places the organism in Eukaryota, Fungi, Ascomycota, Dothideomycetes, Mycosphaerellales, Mycosphaerellaceae. The record is from RefSeq and is a predicted model, not a curated record. Bases 1 to 801 code for a protein of 266 amino acids.
AUGCUACUGCCCCCUCGCAAGAAGAAAGCUACACAAACCGGCAUCGCCACCCCAGGCAGCAAAGUCUCCCGCGAUGCCGUCUUCCAAAUCACCGAACUCCUCGAACAAAUCCUCGAGUACCUUUCCUGGAAAGAUCUCCACCUCUGUCAGAGAGUAUGCCGUCGAUUCCACGACCUCAUCUCGGACUCACACCUGCUGCGCCAAAAGAUGACCCUGUUUCGUCCCAAUUCACUACCAUCACAUCUCCACGACGAACCACCCAACCGACUAGAUCCCGCUAUGCUCCGCCCACUAGCCACAGGCACGAGGAAGAUGUUCGCCAGGGACUUCGGCUUGGUCCAGGGGCAGAGAGUCUGUCCUCUCCUGGAGCAGUGGCCUCGCUACUUCAACUGGAAGAGCUCUCUUGGGCGGCCCCCAAGUUCCAUCCCUUUUACUUUCAAGAUAGCUUCUGGACAAAACUGGACCAUGCUUGGCUCCUGGCGUCGGGUCUAUCUCACAGAUCCUCCUGUUAAAACAGCCCACGUGCGCAUGGUGUGGAGCAUUGAAGGCGUCGGGGCGCUGAGGUUCAAUGGGAUUGUUCGGGAUGAGGACGGGUUGACGUUUGGGAGACUAUUGGAUUUGGUGUUGGGAGAAUCUAAGAAAUGUUGGACGUUUAUGGGGUAUACGCAUCAGGUUGGUAAUGCGAAUAGGAAUGUGCCGGGCGAUACGCCGGCGGAGACCAUUCGGUGGCUUGAGGGGAGAUUGGGUGGGAAGGCGGAGCUGCGGAGCGACAAGAGUUAUGUUGUCUUUGGCCCUCCGUGA